AUCCAUUGGCCAAUAAAAUACAUCGUCGAGUAUUGAAUUAAAGAUGGCUACGCUGCCGUCUCCAACACAGGUGGCUGGAAGCCACAAUGCGUUAUUUGAAGCGUAUUGGAAUCAGGUUGAUCCAAAUGGAUCUGGUACAGUUGGUGCAAUUGCUGCAGCGCGUUUCUUAAAACGAUCUGGUCUUAGCGAUGUAGUAUUAAGUCGUGUAUGGGAUCUAUCGGAUCCCGGUGGUCGUGGAUGUUUAGAUAAAGCUGGAUUUUUUGUUGCAUUAAAAUUAGUAUCGAUAGCACAGAUGGGCAAAGAUUUAAAUAUGAUAAAUGUAGCAUUAGAAACACCCCCACCUAAAAUGGGUGAUCCACCACCAAAAUUAAUGCCACCAUCAAAACCACCACCGCCAUCGAUAUCUCCAACACCACCCACUCCACUGAUAACAGCAUUACCACCAACCACAGGAGAUUGGUCCAUAAAACCAUCUGAGCGUGCUAAAUAUGAUCAAUUAUUUGAUUCGUUACAACCAUUAAAUGGAAUGAUACCGGGUAACAAGGUGAAGGGUGUAUUAAUGGAAUCAAAAUUACCAUUAGACACAUUGGGUAAAAUUUGGGAUUUAGCUGAUAUUGAUAAAGAUGGAAUGUUGGAUCGACAUGAAUUUGUUGUUGCAAUGCAUUUAGUAUAUAAAGCAUUGGAAAAGCAUGCAAUACCAGCAACAUUACCUCAAGAAUUAAUGCCUCCAAAUAAAAAAAUAACAAAUAAUUCGCCUUUAACUACAAUCAAUACAAGCACAAUAAGAGCACACCCUCCGCCAGGUCGACCAAUGGUACCCCCGAUGCAAGCAUCACCCUUAAUACCAUUAUCAACAACUCAAUCGGAUCAAAUACAACCGUUGCAACAACAAGUUAUACAACCAUUACAGCAACAAGUUAUACAACCGUUACAACAACAGCAACCACCAGUAAUACCUAUAAUACCAUGGGUGGUGAAUAAUGAGGAUAAGACUAAAUAUGAUGCAAUGUUCCUAAAAGCUGAUGUGGAUCAAGAUGGCUACGUUAAUGGAUUUGAAAUUAAGGAUGUAUUUUUACAAUCUGGAGUGCCACAACCAAUAUUAGCACAUAUUUGGGCUCUAUGCGAUAUAAAACAAACUGGUAAAUUAAAUAAUGAACAAUUUGCACUUGCUAUGUGGAUGGUGAAUCGAAAAUUAUUGGGUGUUGACCCGCCACCAGCCUUAUCUCCAGAUAUGGUACCACCAAGUAUGAGACCUGGUGGUAGUGAGAAUUCAACACACGUGGAACAACCAACAGUUACACCAUAUUCAAAUCCCGAAUUAGAUAUGAUUAGUAAAGAUAUUGAGGAAUUGGCAAAAGAAAAAUUAAUUUUAGAAACGGAUAUUGCACAAAAAGAGGCUGAUAUUAAAAUUAAAGGCGGUGAAAUUAAAAGUCUACAGAGCGAAUUGGAUACGUUAACAGCGGCAUUAAAACAGUUAGAAAAUCAAAAAGGUGAAGCGCAAAAACGUUUAAAUGAUUUGAAAACACAGCGUGCUGCUGUAGACACUGAACUUGCUGACGUCCUAGCGCUUAUAGAAGUUGCUCAAGAUGAGGUGGAUAAAUUAAGAAUACAAGCCGAAGAACAGGAGAAUACUUUACGCAGUCAAGAAAGUGAAGUAUCGAAGAAACGUGAACAAUUAGAAAGUAUUCGUCAAGAGCAGGCUCAAUUAGAAAUGAAAAAGAAUGAAAGCAGUCGUAAAUUAAAUAAUUUAGCCGAAACAUUAGCUGAUACACAAUUGCAAAUUAGUCAGGCAAAAGCCAAAAUAACACAAUUACAAGAGCAACAAAGACUUAUGAAAGAUGCCAUAAAUGCAUGCGAUUAUGCAAUAGAGAAUUCAAAUCCAUCAUUAGUACCAGACACUUCGUUACGAAUUACACCAGAAUUUCGUGAUCCAGAAUUUACACGUGUGGCACCAAUACAAAAACAAACAAAUGAUAACACUUCGUCAAUUAAUACCUCAAAUACCAAAGCAGAUCCAUUUAGCAAUCAAAAUGGACAUACGAAUACCUCAGGAUUUGAUGAUGAUCCAUUUAAAUCAGAUCCUUUCAAAAGCACAAAUAAUUCAAAUUCAGCAUUUGAAUCAAAUGAUCCAUUUGCGUCAUCGUUUAGUAAAUCAGAUGGUUUUGGAUCAGAUCCUUUUGCUGCAUCGUUUGGGGGAGGUAAUUCAAAUAAUAAUGGAAAAGUGGAUCCAUUUGAUCCAUUUGGCGACAAAAGUAGAGCUAAUGCAAAAUCACCUGCAGUUGAUAGCGAAAAAGAUCCAUUUGGUUGUGAUCCAUUUGCCAUAUUACAUGCACCCACACGUGACAGUGUACCACCUGGACGACCAACAAGCCCAAGUCCAGCGUUACCACCUAAAGUUAAAGGUAAAACUCCACCACCAAGGCCAGCCCCACCAAGACCAUUACAAGGUCCAACCGGGCGAAUGUCAAAUGCAACAACACCAGAUCCAUUUUCGGCGCCUGGUUCACAAAAUGAUCCAUUUGGUGGUGGUAGCGGAGGAGGUGGUUUCGCUGAUUUUGCUGAUUUUGAUGCUAAGUUUUCUAAGCAAACCGCAGCAUCAGUGCCUCAAAAACCACCACCGCCAUCAAUUACAUUACCCAAAACAACAAAAUUGGAAUUCACUGAUGAUCCAUUUCGUGAUUACCGUUAUGAGGAUCCAUUCAACAUUGCUGACCCAUUUGAUGACGAUACAACCGGUUCCAGUUCAACACUCACUGACGAUAUCAAAAAUUCCAACCUCAAAGUUGAUGCAUUCGGUUUUGCUGGUGGUGCCAUCUCAACAACGUCAUCAGAUGUGUUUACAACCGAUUUUGAAAAUGACAUUAAAUCAGCUGAAACAAUUCCAUUACGAAAAACAAAAGAUGGACGAACAUCGGUGCCAUUAUUCAGUAGUAGUACCAAUGAUUUUCAAAAUGCAUUUAACAAUAAUAAUAUAAACGGACGUUCCUCUGCGCAAGAUCCGUUCUUUGCAUCUGGUGAUAAUAGUUUUAAUAAUAAUAAUGUUAAUAAAAAAACAGUUAUUAGUGAAGAUCAACAAUUAGCAUGGGCUGCAGCGGAAAGUUUAAAAGCUGAGGAAGAACGUAAACGUCGACAAGAACAAGAACAAGCUGAUUUAGAAUAUGCACUUGCGUUGAGUAAAGCUGAAGCAAAAUCGUAAAAUAAGUGCUGGGGGAUGGGGGAUGAUAUGUGUUCAAUUUACAUAAAUAAUUGUUAAAAUAUUUAAAGAUAACUAAAACGGAAAAGUAGAUUUGUUUUUUUGUUUUUCUUUUUAAAAAAUGUAUUUAUAAUGCCAUCUAUUAAUUUGUUUUACAAUUAUUAAAAUAAAAUAUUUAUCACACAUAUCGUUUAGAAAAAACAAAUUUGUUACACAUAAUAAUGGUAGAUUUUAGUUCACAUGUAUGCCCGUUUAGUAGAAAAAAGGCUUCGAAAAGAAGAUAAGUUUUUUGUAAUGAUUUAAAAAAAAUUCCCCCAUAUACUACAACUAGCUGUAGUUAGGUUUUUCACGAUGCAUCCAGGCGAAAGUAAAUCCAUUUAAUAACUAAUAAUCAUGGGGUACAUGCAUGAUUAAAAAAAAAGUAUAUAAUACAAAAUAUUCCGAACUUUAGCCUAAAAAAGGAUCACUAAAAAGGGUUAAUCAAUAACCGUUCAUAUCAAAUUAUUAAGAUUAACUCUAAAUUAGUCAGAUAAUUUUCAGUUAACUCAGUUUCACAAAACUGAGACAAAAUAGAUAAGUGGCCUACAGUCUGGCCAGUAUUCUGAAUUUGUUACGAAAUUCUGACAUGCUUAAAAGUUCGGGAAUCUAAAAUAAAUAAAAUUAUUGUAUAUCUUAAUUUUAAUGACCUGAUUUCUGAAUUUUUGCUUGGAUGAAAAUUUUGCUAUGAACUCAAGAUAAUACGAUUUAUUAUUGAUACAAAUGACGGUCAAAUCGAAUUUUUAACAUAGAGAAAAUUCAAACCACUUCGAAGUCAGUAUAAGUAGAAAAUAUCAGAUUACACUAGAAUUGUUAAAAAUUUGGUGUGCGAUGAAAAUAGGUCGUAACUUGUGAUCUUCUUUUUUGGGCUAAAUAUAGAUUUAUAAAAAUUUUAAUCGAGUUUAAUUUACAUGCAUGUACACCUAUUAAGCAAAAGUUGCUUUUAAUGUUUUUGCGUGUUUUUCAAAUGUGUUCAAAAUCAAAGAAUGUGCUGUUUAUUUUAAAAUUAAAUUAUUUUACUAAUCUAUUAUCAUUAGCGGUGCAUUAAAAUGUUUUUUGAACAGAAAAUGCUUUUUGCAACGAUAUCGAAUCGUUUAAACUACUCACUGUUGCCAUACUUCUAUUCAAUUUAUCGUUGCACAAAUUUUGUUACCAAUCAAGUGUUUUU
This is a messenger RNA of Chrysoperla carnea, 4397 nucleotides long. It is a transcript of the gene Eps-15, whose product is annotated as epidermal growth factor receptor substrate 15-like 1. Gene Ontology annotation, biological process: endosomal transport; endocytosis. Gene Ontology annotation, cellular component: plasma membrane; cytoplasm. Bases 44 to 3196 code for a protein of 1050 amino acids. The transcript is spliced from 14 exons. The record is from RefSeq and is a predicted model, not a curated record. Lineage: Eukaryota; Metazoa; Arthropoda; Insecta; Neuroptera; Chrysopidae. Gene Ontology annotation, molecular function: protein binding; calcium ion binding.